AUGGAGAGUUCCGGGUUUCCACUGAAAUCGACGGAUGAGCUGAUCCGACGUUUGGAACAGCUCCGAUCCGAGCUGAACAGCGCAGUCCAGUCUCCUCCCGACCCUGAUAUAAUAAACUGGUCGGUAGAAAAGCAGGAUGAACAAAGACAAAGCCAGGAACACAAGAAGAGACAGAUGAAGAAGGAGGAAGCUGCACUCUGUGCCUUGCUCGAGUCCAUGGUACAGACCUUCGACCACACGCCCAUCGUCGCAAGACUGUCCUACUACCCCGAAGCUGCUGCCAUAUCGCCCUAUGUCAGUGGUGGGGGGUACAAUCGUUUGUUCACAGCUCUUGCAGAUUGUUUGAGCAGCGGUGUCAACGACGGCACUAUCCCAGAUGUCCAGCUCCUUGCGGCCCUCAACACUGUACUGCAAUACCCGCGAGAGCUCCAAGACCUUCCUCUCGGUUACGUCAUCCAACACUUGAUGCAAAGACUCAAAACAUCUGUUGAAAAUGCCAGCGAGCCUGUCAAGUAUCGGCUCAUCCUGACGCUUUCCAACAUUCUUGAUGCUAUGAACGAUGUGAAAACUCGUGGUAUCAGUGAGCUGAACAUCGUCCAACCCUUGAUGGAGAUACUUGGCAGCAUCUCAAAGCAAAAGGAGCUGCGCCUAGCUCAGGCAGCUCAGUAUGCACAGGCAGCUCUGCGCGUCAUUCCGACCGACGUCAGUCCGUGGAAGACGUUCUUGGACAAAGCAUACAAAUCCGUUGAAGGUUCUGCAAAAAUAGCUGGCGCAGUUUCGACCUUGGACCCUUCUAAACUCCUUCAGGGGGUUGAAAGUCUCGCAGAAGUCGUGCAGCUGAUUGCAUCAACUUUCGAAGCCGUGGAUUCUGUAGCAAGCUUAGCCGAGGACUUCUCAGGCAUGAUCAAGGGAUCGAAGUAUGCAAAAACACCGGCAAAAUGGUAUGUUGCCCUUCGCUACACCGACUUGUUAAUUCGUGGGCGACGUCCGGAGUACCUGAAAUCCGUUCUUGAAAACCCUGGGUUCCCGUGUCGGGAUGAUAAGCAGUUUUUGUGUGGUCUUUGUGCGCAGUUCGAGCGGGCAGUCGAAUCCGAGACGCUGUCGCGAGAUGGCGAGAUGGCCAAUAUUUUGAAAACAUUUUUGAUGUCGCAGUGCACAAACACAAGGGACGAUGUUGUCCGAGAAUGGGUGCACACUGUUCUAGGGGGCGAAGUGCAAGUUCAACCGCGCAAACAUCAUAUUCGUAUUUGGAAAAAUGGCAAAGCACCGGCACAUACCACUAAGAUCGAGUACAAGAAAGCCAACCCCAAAACACCCGGUAUCGCGCUCCUGAAAGACUCUUGGAAGACCUGUCCAAAAGCUCUCUUGUUUCAUGCCGACAAGAUGCUCCGAUCCCAUUAUACGGAUGAAAGUCUGAAACAACUCCAGAUCGAGCGUCUUGAUAGCAGCAUUCUGCUGAUGAGCAAUUGUUACAUCAACCUGACGAUUACGGAGCGCAAUGAUCGAAUGAUGCAAGCUGGAGACCGGCCUGAAGAUGAGUCGCGCUUCUACCUACGCUCCAAGAAGGCCCCAUCCACAAAUGCCGUUCUACUGCCGAAUAUCUUUCAGAAACGGCAAUCAUCAUCUACUUCAGCAUCUACCUGUCAACGAAUUAUCAUCCGCGGACAGGCUGGCGUUGGCAAAAGUACGCUCUGCAAAAAGAUGGUGUACGAUUUCGUCAACCAUGGAAUGUGGGCAGACACCGUCGAUCGGGUCAUUUGGGUACCCCUCAGAGAGCUCAACGGGAAGAGCAAACACGUUGCGGACAUGAAGGAACUAUUGAGACAGAAAUGCUUUACCGAUCCGCAAAGCCAGCCGUUUCUUGACGCUUUGUGGGCUGCUUUCGAAGAGGACAGGACUAGGACGCUCUUCAUUCUGGACGGCCUGGAUGAAGUGGCUGAGCUCCUUGGGAACAUCGAAGAUAAGCACAGGCUGCUCUGGACGGUUCUAAACCAGCCUCGCGUCAUCAUUACCACACGACCACACAACAUAAACAAGGACGCUGUGAAGGACAUCCAUUUGGAGACGGAGACGGUUGGAUUCUAUUCUGGCCAAGUGGAAGAGUACAUCACGGCUGUCUCACCAGCCAAUGCCGAACAAAUCCUUGCGUUUGUGAAAAGUCACCCAGUCAUUCAAGGGCUUUCAAGCAUUCCAAUUCAGCUCGAUGCGAUCUGCUACAGUUUUGGGUCGCUGACGAAAACUUUAGAAACGAUGACGCAGCUGUACGAGGCAAUUGAACUAGCUCUGUGGAUCAAAGAUAUCAUUCGACUAAGAAAGGAAGUUGUAGGAGCGUCGAUUCCAAUCACAAAGUAUGCCGCUCAGAGCUCCACUCCUACUGAAGUGAAGUCCAUCGUCCAGGGGGAAAUAAAUGUCCUUCAGGCUCUUGCCUUUGUCGGCUUCCAACAAAACAUGCUCGAGUUCGAUCGGGAUUUCUUGAACACGUUUUUCGACAAACAAACAGGAUUCGCAACACUCACAAACCACCUUCCAGCGGCAAACAGCGCAUUGUCUAGUGACUUGGGAAAGCUCUCAUUUCUUCGGAGUUCCGACAAGGGAGAGACCCUUGAAUCACGAAGCUAUCAUUUCAUUCAUCUCACCUUCCAAGAAUACUUCGCGGCACAAUACUUCGUCCAGCACUGGCCAAGUAAGAAUCUUCCGUACUAUCAACUCAACGACGACGAGUCCAACGACAUGGAGCAAAUCAGCGCCGAGGAAUUUCUUUUUCGGAAAAAAUACGACCGGCGCUACAAUGUCUUUUGGCGAACUCAUCACCGCGACUCACAACUUUCCAAAAUAACCUGGACCACCAACUGGAACAGUGGCCGCGACUUCUAA
Molecule: messenger RNA, 2874 nt
Organism: Grosmannia clavigera kw1407
Lineage: Eukaryota; Fungi; Ascomycota; Sordariomycetes; Ophiostomatales; Ophiostomataceae
Product: pfs domain containing protein
Exons: 3
Coding region: 1-2874 (957 amino acids)
Source: RefSeq, a predicted model, not a curated record